AUGAACUCCACUGCAAUCUGCAGCAGAGUGGUGCUGCACAAGAUCAACGGGCAGUGCAGGAGUGCCAUCAGGUGCGACCCCCGGAGGAACUCCAUUCCACCAGUGCAGACCCUCAUCACCAAGCACCUCCUGGCCUACCUGCCGAGGCCACCGCCUGACUCCCCCCGGUACACCCCCAUCCCAAGAAAGGCAGGAGCCAAGGCUAUCAUGGCGGUGGCCGUGAUGAACUCCAGAAGAGUGUCCACCGUCUCCAGCAAGAGCAGUGAGUGUGACAGUGUGCCUCCGCCCCCUCCCCCACUCAAAGCCACCCCCGUUCCGCAGCAGAGCUCCAACCAGGGUGACCCUGAGCUGGGCUCCAUUCCCUGCGCCCAGGACAACAGCCCCGAACCGCCAAAGCGACACCGUUCUCACCGCGGGCGUCACCUCAAACGGCUCAGCUCCAAGUGGUACCCCGGCAACUUCGGCACAGACCGCAGCCCCUUCAUCAGGAGGACCGGCGCUCGGGGGUCCCCUCCCCCCCCGGUGGAAAAGAGCAAGAGGCAGCGCUGCAAGCUGAUUGGGGACGACUCGCAGGCCUGCUCCGCUACCGGCAAGCAGAGGCAGCGCUACGUCACCAAGGACGGCAAGUGCAGGGUCAACUUGGGCCACAUCCAGGACAAGAGCCGGUUCCUGUCGGACAUCUUCACCACCCUGGUGGACCUCAAGUACCGCUGGUUCCUGUUCGUCUUCACCAUGUGCUACAUCAUGACGUGGGUGGCCUUCGCCGUCAUCUACUUCCUGGACGCCUGGCUGCGGGACGACGUGGCCCACGUCCGUGACCCGGAAUGGCGGCCCUGCUUCGAGAACGUGGACAGCUUCCUGGCCGCCCUCCUGCUCUCUGUGGAGAGCCAGAGGACCAUCGGCUACGGCUCCAGGAUGGUGACGGCCAACUGCAUGGAGGGGGUGGUCCUCAUCAUGGCCCAGUCCAUCGUGGGCUCCAUCAUCGACGCGCUUAUGGUGGGCUGCAUGUUUGUGAAGAUCUCCCGGCCACAGAAGCGGGCGCAGACGCUAAUUUUCAGCAAGCACUGCGUCAUCUCGGAGCGGGACGAACAGCUGUGUCUGCUCUUCCGUAUCGGAGACCUGCGGGAGAGCCACAUGGUGGACGCCAAGAUCCGGGCCAAGCUCAUAAAGUCCAGGCUGACCAAGGAAGGGGAGUUCAUCCCGCUGGAGCAGUCGGAGAUAAACCUGGGCUACGACACAGGUGGGGACAGGCUGUUCCUGGUGGAGCCCCAGACCAUCACCCACAUCAUCAACGAGAGCAGCCCCUUCUGGGAUAUCGGGGCGGAGUCUUUGAAGAGGGUGCGGUUCGAGAUCAUCGUCAUCCUGGAGGGAAUAGUUGAGGCAUCAGGAAUGACAUGCCAGGCCAGGACCUCAUACACAGAAGAUGAGAUCCUGUGGGGCCACCGCUUCGAGUCCUGCAUGUCCCUGGAGAAGGGAGCCUUUCGGGUGGACUAUAGCACAUUUGACAAGACCUUUGAGGUCCAGACCUCGGCCCUCAGUGCGAAAGAAAAGAGUGAACCAAAGGUUCCAGAGGUUUUUUAGCUGGUACCUGUACCUGUUGGAUAUAACCCUCACCUUCCUCCCACCUGGCGCAGAUGAUGGGAGAGAGCAUCAAACUGUUGAGAGCAAUGACACUAAGUGAUUAUAGAGAUUAUUAAUUUCUAGGCUUGCUAGCUAUACUUCUAACAAUUGAUGAAUUGAUUGUGUCGGUGUUAACUGUGGCUGGGAAUCCCACAGGGGCACACACAGUUUUACUGUAACAUUGCCCAGAAAUAAUAUUUGGUUAGCAGGGAUUACCCUGUCUCAUUGUCUGCCUGUGAGUUUUAGGUUGGGGCAGGCAUAGAGUCACAUCUGGAUAUUCGGGAGGAAACCAAUGAGGAAGCAAAAGAAAUACAUUUUCCCAGAAAUACAUUUUUAUAGUAUAGUCAGAAGCUUUAUUGACGUACACCCAUGGCUUUAUUCUGCAUCCUGCAGACA
Messenger RNA from Conger conger (European conger), 2016 nucleotides. Its product is annotated as G protein-activated inward rectifier potassium channel 4-like. The record is from RefSeq and is a predicted model, not a curated record. The coding region runs from base 1 to 1581 and encodes 526 amino acids. Gene Ontology annotation, cellular component: plasma membrane. Gene Ontology annotation, biological process: potassium ion import across plasma membrane; regulation of monoatomic ion transmembrane transport. NCBI's taxonomy places the organism in Eukaryota, Metazoa, Chordata, Actinopteri, Anguilliformes, Congridae. Gene Ontology annotation, molecular function: inward rectifier potassium channel activity. The transcript has 3 exons.